GAGUGGGUAACUGAAAUGAACCAUGUGUACACUUUCAUCUAUCUUUCUGGAAUAGGCUCAAGCAACCCAAAUGGCCUCGACCUUGAGCGAAUCCUCCAGAAUACCCACAAAUGCUUCAAGGAUUGUGUUGAUAACCGGCGUGAGCAAAGGUUUAGGGAGAGCCCUAGCCUUGGAGUUAGCUAACCGUGGUCACACCAUAAUUGGCUGUUCACGUGACCAACCUAAACUUGAUUCCCUUCGUCACCAACUUUCUUCCAAUAACCACUUGCUCUUCAAUGCUAAUGUGAGAUCAAACGAUAGUGUUGAAGAGCUAACAAAAGCGGUUGUCCAAAACAAACUCGUUCCUGAUAUCAUUGUGAAUAAUGCCGCUGUUAUUAAUAGAAAUAGGAACCUAUGGGAGGUGGAUGUCGAAGAAUUUGAUAAUGUUAUAGAUACCAAUGUCAAAGGGACAGCAAACGUAUUGCGCCAUUUCAUUCCUCUUAUGAUUCAAAACAAGCAUGGAAUAAUCAUUAACAUGUCUUCAACUGCCGGAAGAAAUGGAAUUGUACAUAUUGCACCAUAUUGUGCAUCAAAAUGGGCAGUUGAGGGGUUAAGCAAAUCUGUAGCAAAAGAAUUGCCGGAAGGAAUGGCUGUUGUGACCUUAGAUCCAGGCCUCAUAAACACAGACAUGCUCGUUUCAUUUGCUGGCAGUUCAGCUUCAAAAUAUCUAACGCCUGAACGAUGGGCUAUAAAAGCAGCGACAUUAAUUCUUGAUCUCACCACAUCAGACAAUGGAGCUUCCCUCACAGUUAAGGAUCCAACCGAGUUGUCCAGCCCAUAAUUUCUAUGCCCUUGGAUGACAAUUAAUUUGGUAAAGCAUCAUUGAUAGAAUGUUUAGAUAUUAGAUAAAUGAGAGUGAUGAAUGUAUAAAUGUGCAUAAUGUAAAUUUACUAUGUGUAAUAUGAAAUGCAUAAAUAUUGACACGAGAUAUUAGUUAAAUUGAUGUGCUGUAAUUUGUGAGAUGUUGUAGUAGAAAUUGUGUUGAUA
This is a messenger RNA of Cucurbita moschata (crookneck pumpkin), 1026 nucleotides long. RefSeq names its product NADPH-dependent pterin aldehyde reductase-like. Gene Ontology annotation, biological process: folic acid-containing compound metabolic process. Gene Ontology annotation, molecular function: oxidoreductase activity, acting on the CH-OH group of donors, NAD or NADP as acceptor. Gene Ontology annotation, cellular component: cytosol. The record is from RefSeq and is a predicted model, not a curated record. The transcript is spliced from 6 exons. Bases 71 to 820 code for a protein of 249 amino acids. Lineage: Eukaryota; Viridiplantae; Streptophyta; Magnoliopsida; Cucurbitales; Cucurbitaceae.